AUGACGUCGCCGCCGAGCCCGGCCGAGUCGAGGCAUGUAGAUCUGGGUAGCCCACCUGACCUCGCCGACUGGGAGGAGGUAAACGGUAGCCCGCGAAGGGACGAGACGAACCAAGCGUGGGAGCGAGAGAUCAAAGACGACGAGUGCAUGCGCGACGCGCCGCCGCCGCCGCCGCGCUCACGGACGAACUCCGUGAGCGACGGCGCCGCGGCGCGCGAGGCCGUGGAGCUCUGCGGCAUCGCCAUGCUCCUACAACACAUCAUGACGAACCCUCCGCCGGGCGCGGAGCCCGCGCACCUGGCCGCGUUCUGGGCCGAGCCCGACGUGCCCGCGCCGGCCGGCGCCGCCCCGUCGCCCGACGUCGGGGAGCUGCACGAUUUCCUGUUUCGCUUAUUCGCGACGUGCUUUUACACGCCCGAGUGCUCGGUGCUGGCGUUCAUGUUCAUUCUUCGCAUGCUGUCGUUCCACCCGCACCUCCGAAUCACGCCGCGGAACUGCAAACGCUUGUUACUGUGCGGCGUCAUGGUCGCCCAGAAGAACCACGACGACGCGCCCCUGAGGAACGUCGACUUCGCGACGGCCUGGGGCCACGUCCUCCCGGGCGAGCGGCCGGUCUCCGCGGAACGCGUCGGCGAGAUGGAGCGGGUCCUCCUCGACGCUUUAGGCUUCGACCUGUACGUCCCGCGGGACCAGUACGAGGCGUGCAUCGCGGAACUCCAUGGCGUCGUGGCGUCGCACGGCGCGGGCGUGCCGGGCCUGCCGGCCAUGCUGCGGCGCCACGCCGAGUUCCUCGCGUCGCCUCCCGUGGUCCUCCCGUGGGCGGCGCCGCCUCCCCGGACGGAGCCGCCGCCGCCGCCGCGGACCCGGCACCGUUCGCUCCCCGUCGAGCGGAGGAAUCCCGUUUCCAGCGAGCACUCCCGGGAUUCGUCUCCGCCCCAAAAUUCGAGCUAA
Pelagomonas calceolata is the source of this 951-nucleotide messenger RNA. The record is from the annotation of a GenBank genome assembly. NCBI's taxonomy places the organism in Eukaryota, Pelagophyceae, Pelagomonadales, Pelagomonadaceae.